UACAAAAAAAAAAAAGCAAAAAUGAAAACUCCCAGACACAGGCAGUCGCAAAGUGUGUACAGUGCUCUAAGAUGGGACACCUGGUGGUUUCUGAGUUUUCACAGUCACACAGGGUGACACCAGCUGCGCUGAGAUGACACACAGCCUGGAGAAGGUCCCAGGAGAGGGGACAAGAGAAGCAAGCUGCCUCUGCUCCUCCCCGAGACUAGACAGCCGUGAAGGGAGUGAAGGGAGCAGCUGGCAGGACAGCUGGGCAGGGACAGCUGUCGGGACAGCGGUGGCCGGGGUAGGGGAGGCGCAGCCACAGGCAGGGGGUCAGGGAGCAGGGCAGCUGCCUCCCUUCCGGCGUUCACGCCGCCGUCUACUGAGGACCCCGCCCCUUCCGGCGGUGCCAGCGCGAGAUCUUGCUCCUUCCUUGCUAACCAGGAUCUCAGAAAGGCACUGGUGGGAUGGCCAGGCUCCUUCAUCCAGAGGUCACCAGGAGGUGGAGCAGCGAGGACCAAGCCAGGUCUCCUGGCACCACGCAAGAUGCAGUGGUUCUCACGCUGAAACUGGAAGAGCAAGACGGCCCUUGAGUGGCAGGCGGCUCGGCCAAUCAGGACAGGCCUUCAGGGGGGCGGUUGGGCAGCAGCGGCAGCUGGCAGCUGGCUGGGGUCCGGGACUAAGUCUCUCCCCUGCAGGUGUGGACGCGCCGGGCCGAGGAGACCCUGACGCUGGCUUUCUGGGGCCUGGGCUGUGUCCCAGCCCUGCCUUCCCUGGCCCGGGGGACGCGCCUCAGCCUGUCCUCACUGGGAGAAGUAAGGACUCAGCAAAGUGCAGCCUGCAGGCCAAACCCACCCUUGCCUGUGUCUCCCGCCCAUCACAUUACCUCCUCCAGGAGACCCCUCCUCCAGCCAGUCACCCUCAUCCUGGACCCCAGGACACACGUUGGUGAGGGGCUUCCUUCUGGUAGCACUGGCUCUGGGAGCAGCCCCCACAGCAGGCUCCAGCGAGAGACUGACUGCCCGGGUUCGAAUGCAGGUCUGUCACCUCCAAGCUGCGUGAUCUUGGGCGCAUGACUGAACCCCUCUGAACCCCACUCUACCCCUCUGUGAAAUGAGGAAGAUAGAACCUAUUAUUCAGAUGUUUCCAGACACUAAAUUACAAAACGUGGGUAAAACGCCUGGCGUAUGAUCAGCUGUCAGCAAACGGCAGUUACUGUAACUCAUCCUGCUCUAAAGUAAUUUCUACUUGUUCAUUGCCCACUGCACUGUGAUGUCUGGAGAGGGAAGGCGACAUGUUCCUCAUGAGGACAAAGUAGGUGCUCGAAAAAUGCUGCUGAAUGAAAAAUGAACAGGUAGGGGCCGGGGAUUUAGCUCAGUGGCUAUGGGCCUGCCUUGAAGCGCAAGGUCCUGAGUUCAGUCCCCGGUGCCACACACACACCACACACACACACAAAGAACUGGGUAGAUAAAUGGUGGAAUGGAUGAAUAGAUGGUGAGGUGUGACAGGAUGGAUAGAUAUAUGGGGAGAUAGAUGGAUGGGUCAAU
This is a messenger RNA of Heterocephalus glaber (naked mole-rat), 1529 nucleotides long. The record is from RefSeq and is a predicted model, not a curated record. Lineage: Eukaryota; Metazoa; Chordata; Mammalia; Rodentia; Bathyergidae.